AUGUCGAGGGCGGGCCUGCGGGACCCACGGGCCCGAUUUUGCCGGGCGGGGCGUGGCCUCCGCGAGUGCUUCCGGGUCCCGGCGUGCCGCGGCAGGUCAGUUUGGAUCCCUCCCGCCCCGCGCCGCUCCCUCCGACUCACUUCCGCUUCCGGCGGGGCCGCGGGCCGGGAAGCGGUGCCGGGAGGGGCUGCAGGGGCGGGGCUCCGGGUGGGCAGGGGCCCGGGGGCGGGGCUUGGGCGGUGUUUGGGGGAAGGGGCUGCGGCGCCGGAACCGGCGGCUACUUGGUCGCGCGGCGCCCGGGUUCGCGUCCCCGCAAACGUGAGGUCCCGCCCAGGGCCGAGGGGGCGAGGCCGCAGCUCGGCGCAGGGCGGCCCCGGGCGCUUGGAAGGCGUUCGCUCCGGCCCAGGGAGAGGCUCGGAGCGCCGGCGGGGCAGCGGCGCGGGCCCACGUGGUGCGGGCCCAGACUGCCUUGGGGACGAGCAGAGGCGUCCGCCACCGCGCUGCGGCGCAGACCCCGGCCUGGACCCACUCCGAGGACACAGCGGAGAGGCGCAGAGACCAAGGCCCGCGGGCAAGGCGGAGCCCCAGGGGGAGCCACAGCACCGGCGCUGGGGGGCUGCACAGAGUUGGGCCUUCAGAAACGGGAGCCUGGGAAACCCAACUGCCCCUUUGCCUGGCAAGCCUUCCUCAUCCACCAAGUCCACACUCCGACGUCACUUCCUGACCCAAGUCUGCGUCAGGCUGCGCAGGCCCUGGGAGGUGCGUGCUCUCUCCAGGACCCCCAGCACGGACAGUCAUGACCUGUUUAUGUUUGUGGUUGGGGAUUUGCACAGCUGGCCUGCCGGCCUGCCUCCAGCAAGGCCUGAUGACCAAGAGAUCUUUCUGUAGCUGGAAGGCAGGAGACAGAAGCAGCUAGAGUAUCAGAACAACAGGAAGGGGAGAGUGGCAAAGAGAGGUAGGUCUGCAGACCAUCUUUUGUGAGUAUACAGCAGAAUCAAGAGCCCAAAUAGAGACGCACCUACGUGGUCAGACGAUUUUUUGACAAGGGUACCAAGACCAUCUAAGGGGCAAAGGACUGUCUUCAACAAAUGGUGCUAGAAAAACUACAUAUCCACGUGCAGAAGGACAAAGUUAGAUGCUUACCCAAAACCAUAUACAAAAAUUAAAUGGAUCAAGGACCUAAAUGCAAGGCCUAAAACUAUAAAGCUCUUAGAAGAAAACAUAAGAGCACAGACCCUAUGACAUUGGACUUGGCAGUGACUUCUUGGGUGUGACACCAGAGGUACAGACAACAACAGAAAAAACAAACUGGGCUUCAUGAAAAUUUUUUAAAUUGUGUACACCAGACGCUAUCACCAGAGUACAAGGGCAGCCCACACAAUGGCAGCAAAUAUUUGCAAAUGAUACAUCUGCUAAGGGAUCAAUAUACAGAAUGGAGAACUAAAAUUCAACAAAGAAGAAAGAACCCAAUGCAAAAAGGGGCAGAGGGCUGCCUAGACAUUUCUCCAGAGAAGAUACAGAUGGCCAAGAAGCCCGUGACAAGAUGCUCCACAUCACUAGUCAGGGAGAUGCCACCUCACACCCAGUCGGAAGGCUACUGUAAAUACAUGUAUACGGGUAUACCUGUGUGUGUGUGUGUGUGUGUAAAAACAAAAUAAUAAAUGGUGAGGAUGUGAAGUAAUAGGAACCUUUGUGCAUUUUUGGUAGGAAUGUAAGAUGGUAUAGCUGUGGUUGAAAACAGUACAGUGACUCCUCAAACAAUUAAAAACAGUUACCAUGUGAUCCAGCAAUUCCACCUCUGAGUAUAAACCCGAGAGAACUGAAAGCAGGGUCUCCGGGGGUAUUUGUGCGCCGUGCUCACGGCAGCAGCCAGCAGGCGGAGGCGACCCGAGCGUCCGCUGGUGGGUGGAUGGAUGAGCCAGGUGGGGCGUAUCCAUUGGGAGUAUUAUUCACCUCACGUGCCUACAGAUGAACUUUAAGGACUUAAGUGAAAUAAGCCAGUCACAAAAAGAUAAAUACUGUGUAAGCCCACUUCUAUGGCGUACUUUGAACAGUUAAGGUCAGAGUAGAACGGUGGUCACCAGGGUCGGGGGAGAGGAUGAAGGGUCUAGCGUUU
Messenger RNA from Manis javanica (Malayan pangolin), 2116 nucleotides. The record is from RefSeq and is a predicted model, not a curated record. NCBI's taxonomy places the organism in Eukaryota, Metazoa, Chordata, Mammalia, Pholidota, Manidae.